AAGCACCCAGAAAAAGUUGAGUAAAGCUCAUUAGUGGAAGGGGAAACCAUGAGAAGGAAGUAGAAUAGGGAGGAGAGGCAUAAAGACACAAAGGGAGGAUAGGUGGGGAAGAAAAAGGAGGUCAAACUAGAAGAUGACAAGGAAGUGACAAGAAGAAGCCUGCAGUGAAGGCGGAGAGGGAGAGAGCAACGGAUGGCAGCAAGCGCAGCUGGCUUGUAUUGAGGAGGUACUGAGCCUCUGGCUUGUUUUCUUGUCUUGGUAAUACUAUUUCAGCUUGGCCCACAGGAUGAUGAAGAGGCAGUUUAACCGGAUGCGGCAACAGCUCAGUUACCCCAGCAUCACUGGACGAGCCCAAGAAACAGCAGAUUACUUGACUGAAGACUUGCUCCAGACUGAACAGAGAAUUGAACCAGUCAAACGAGCAGCACACAAUGUGCACAAGAGACUUGUGGCUUGUCUCCAGGGUCAAUAUGGGGCAGAACUGGACAAACGGGUGAAAAAGUUACCUUUGAUGGCAUUAUCAGUCACUAUGGCUGAAAGUUUUAAGGAGUUAGACAUGGAUUCCAGUCUUGGGAAAGCUCUAGAAAUGAGUUGCUGUAUUCAAAGCACACUGGCCAGGAUCCUUGCAGAGUUUGAAAUUACUCUCGAACAAGAUGUCCUACAACCCCUGAAUAAACUGAGUGAGGAGGAGUUGCCUGUCAUCCUGAAACACAAAAAGAACCUUCAGAAACUUAUUUUGGAUUGGAACAUCAUCAAGAGCCGUUUAAACCAAGUUGCCAAGAAUUCCAGUAACAGUGUCAGUGCUGUCACAACUUCAGGAGCCUCCUCAGCUGCCUUAAAGUUGGAGAAUCUGAAGGAGGAGGAAGAGGAGAUGAAGAGGAGGGUUGAGCAGAGUAAGGAUGAAUAUAUGGCUGAUUUAUAUCAUUUUUCAACCAAGGAGGACAGCUAUGCUAAAUACUUUAUCAAAUUGUUGGAAAUCCAGGCAGAGUAUCAUCAGAAGUCUCUGGAAUCUCUAAAUUCUACGUUGGCAGAGCUAAUGAGUUCUCAAAACGAGUCAGAUGCCCCUUUUCCAUUAGAUGCAGCUGUACCAGGGGUGUAUGGAAUGCCAUUAGAAACUCACCUGAAGGCUUCUGAGCGAGAGAUUGCACUUCCCAUUGAAGCCUGUGUUAUGAUGCUGUUGAGCACAGGUAUGCGGGAAGAGGGGCUCUUCCGGCUGGCAGCUGGAGCUUCUGUGCUGAAGAAACUAAAAUACUGUCUUGACAGUGGCUCAAAUAUUCCGGAUGAAUUCUACGUAGACCCUCAUGCUGUGGCAGGUGCACUAAAAUGUUACUUACGAGAAUUGCCACAGCCGUUGAUGAUCUCUGAACUCUAUGAUGAUUGGCUGAAAGCUGCCAGUGCCAAAGAGCCAGACAUUCGACUAGAGGGCCUCAAGGAUGUUUGUAAUCUUCUUCCCAAGGACAACUACAACAAUCUGAGGUAUCUGAUUCGUUUUUUAGCCAUGCUGGCUGAACAACAAGAAGUGAAUAAAAUGUCCCCAAGCAACAUUGCCAUUGUCCUAGGACCCAACCUACUGUGGCCCCAGCAGAAUGAAAGUUACCAACUCUUCUCAAAGGAACCUCCAAGGCACUUCAUUAAAUUAUGCGUUGAACGUCAUCAUGAUAUUAACUUCGAUGUCUCCAGUCUGUUCACUCCUCCAUUAGACAUCAAAAAUCAAAACAUCCUCACAAUAGAAGAACCUUCAGCAGUGUUUCUGCCUUCUGAAUCUAAUUCCCCUAUGCCUGAAGAAAGGAAAAAAUCUGAAGUUAUUCCAGAAACAGUGUCCUCAAAAGUGACCGAGUCUUCUACUGAAACAACAAUCUGCCCACCUACCUCUGCUUCUGCUGAUGAGACCUCACGAAAAACAAAGCGGGUGGCUCCACCCAGACCUACCAUGCCUCCACCCCAUCCUCAAACCACACCACUUGUUCAUCUUCACAUGCCUCCUCCUUCUCCAGAGUCUGUCUCCAUCCCUAAAGCCUUGCCUCGAAGAACAGUAGGGGGACCAGCACGAGCUCCAGUUAUGGCACCCCCACUUCCUCCCCAGCCAGCCAGAAGGCAGAGUCACAAAGCUCCACCAUCACCUAGGCCUCCUUCAGAAGCUAUGAACAAUAAGGCAGCUACAGCUGAAGAGGAUUCUACUAAUGUCUGCAGUAGAGAAACUCCCAAAGAUUCCAUCCAUACAAAGAAAGAAGCCAAUGAAGGAAAAAUCAGCUCUCCAUCUGCUGCUGCUCAGAAAGUAGAAACUCUGGAGAAUCUUCUUGAAUACAGUUUGCCAACAGGGGGCUUUCUAAAGGUAGCAAGAAUAGCUUCCAUGGAAGAAAACGGAAUCAGUAUUUUGCAUUACUUGAAAAGGUGUACUAUUUUGUUCAGCACAGGAGUCACAUAUAUGAGACGGGCACUAUUUAAAUCAGAUGACGACAAUGACAACAAUGAAGAGGAUAGACAUACAUAUAGCCCGUCAAGGGAACGGCGCGCUUCUGAUUGGCUGCGUCGCCGCCAGGAGGACGGGGGGCGGGGCGGCGAGUGCGGUUCCAGCAUGGCGGGCUGCAGGCGGCUGAGCGGCGCUUGUCUGCGCGAGGUGCUGGGGGAGGCGCAGGGGCUGCUCUUCGACUGCGACGGGGUCCUGUGGACCGGCGAUCGGGCGGUUCCGGGCGCGCCGGAGCUGCUGGAGCGCCUGAACCUGAACGGGAAGACCACCCUGUUUGUCUCCAACAACAGCCGCCGCUCCGUGGCCGAGCUGGAGCGCCGCUUCUCCCGCCUUGGCUUCCGCGGCGUCCGCGGCGAGCAGGUGUUCAGCUCCGCUCUCUGCUCGGCGCUCUACCUCCGCCAGCGCCUUCUGGGCGGGGAAGCUGGCGCCGGCGACUCGAGCCCGGGCCGCGUCUUCGUGCUGGGCGGGGAAGGGCUGCGCGGGGAGCUGCGCGACGCGGGGCUGCGGCUGACCGGAGAAGAAGGAGAAGAAGAAGAAGAAGAAGGGGAAGGCGACGGAGAGGCCCUCCCGGUGCGCGCUGUCGUCGUCGGCUACGACGACCAGUUCACCUUCGCUAAGCUCUCCGAGGCCUGCGCCUAUUUGCGCGACCCGCGGUGCCUGCUGGUAGCCACCGAUCCAGACCCUUGGCACCCGCUUAGCAGUGGGCAGCGCACCCCGGGGACAGGGAGUCUCACUGCUGCAGUUGAAACAGCAUCUGGUCGCAAAGCAACAGUAAUUGGAAAACCAAACACAUACAUGUUUGAAUGCAUUGUAGAGCGCUUUGGUGUAGAUCCAUCCCGCAUGCUUAUGGUGGGUGAUCGGCUGGAGACGGAUAUACUGUUUGGCAAGAACUGUGGCCUUGAUACUGUCUUGACCCUGACAGGUGUCUCAUAUUUAGAGGAGGCACAGGCUUACAUGGCCAGUGACAGCCCUUCAGCUAAGGACCUGGUGCCUCACUACUAUGUGGACAGUAUUGCAGACUUGAUACCAGGCCUCGAUGAAUAAGGGGGGAAGUGGGUGGGUAACAGUCCUGUUUCCAUUCCAGACUGCCAACCUUUCCUCCUCCUGUCUCCCCUCUUGAAUCUGAGCUCAUCACAUUCCAGUGUUUCUUCAAGAAUGAAGAGAGUGGAACUAAUUCCCCUUUCAUUCUUUAAGCUUAAUCAGUUUCAUUUUAGACACAAUAGGGGAGCAGGAAAUCUAAUGUGAAAAAAAUAGGUUGUUUACAGGCCAAACUAGUAUUUAUUACU
Protobothrops mucrosquamatus (brown spotted pit viper) is the source of this 3753-nucleotide messenger RNA. It is a transcript of the gene SH3BP1, whose product is annotated as SH3 domain binding protein 1. Gene Ontology annotation, molecular function: GTPase activator activity; protein binding; phosphatase activity. The transcript has 21 exons. Bases 287 to 3511 code for a protein of 1074 amino acids. Gene Ontology annotation, cellular component: cytosol; cytoplasm; intracellular anatomical structure. Gene Ontology annotation, biological process: regulation of Rac protein signal transduction; positive regulation of GTPase activity; regulation of actin cytoskeleton organization. Lineage: Eukaryota; Metazoa; Chordata; Lepidosauria; Squamata; Viperidae. The record is from RefSeq and is a predicted model, not a curated record.